GAAAGAAAAAAAGAGAGAGAGAGGGAGGGAGGGAGAAAGAGGUGUGAUAGAGUAUUGCUCAUCCUAGGACAGUGCUGGGUUUUAUUGGCCAGUGGUUGGGGGUUGGGUGUAAGAGGGCGAGGUUGAGCUUGAGGUUGGGGUGCUCAAGGCUGGGCUGGGACCAUGGCUUGGCCAUGUAUCAGUCGAGCUUGCUGCAUCGCUCGCUUCUGGAGCCAGUUGGACAAGGCGGACAUCGCUGUGCCUUUGGUCUACACCAAGUACUCGGACGUGACCGAGCCCCCGCCUCAGCCCCGGCCCCCAGGCGCUGACACACAUCCCAGCAGAGCCAGCCAGGAUGCUGUUGCCAAGGCGACCGAGGCUGGCUCCGAGGCCACAGGGGAGGUCCCCCCAUCGCUGGCUGACUCUCGCCCGGCUCGAGGAGGGAGUCUGAUGAGACACGAUUACAGGGCUUGGAAGGUGCGUCCGGAGCCCAGCUGUAAACCCAAGCAGGAGUACACCCCAGCCGACAUUCCCCUGGAGAAGGAGAGCCAGUACAAGAAGGAUUUUAAAGCCUGGCCCAUCCCCAAAAGAGAUCACCCCUGGAUCCCCAAGCCAGAGCGGGGAGCCCAGGGCCAUGUGCCUGGGGGGGAGGAGGGCACCCCAAUCCCUGCUCCAACCCCCCCUGCAAAGGGCAAAGCAGCGGACGCCUUAAACCGGCAGAUCAAACAAGAGACCGGGACCGGCACCUCCUACAGAAACGAGUUCAAGCCCUGGACGGCAGACAUCAAAUCCAGCAAGGUGACCAAAGCCAAGCAGCUGUACCACCCGCCCAAGGACAAGGUCGCUCACGAAACCAGCUACAACACCACCUUCAGGGGGCAGUUCAGCAAACGUGCCGAAAUCAUCCGCCCUGGCCUUGCCGACAACAAGGUCUCCGAGAGAAGGAGGAUGCGCAGUCUCUACAGGGAGGCGUAUAUAGAGCCUAGCAGGCCAGACAAGCCCACCGUGACGAGUUCCAAACCAAAAAAGGCCUCCAGCCACAAAGCCCCACGGAAAGCCAAGGACAAGCCGGUGGGGGGAGGCAGAGCGGCCAAGAAAAAGGCCGGGGAGUCAGUGAACCCGGACCCCCCACCCCAGGAGCCCGUCAAGACCCCCGAGAUCAACAACAAACUAGCCGAAGCGAAAGAGUAA
This is a messenger RNA of Callorhinchus milii (elephant shark), 1170 nucleotides long. RefSeq names its product microtubule-associated protein 6 homolog. The record is from RefSeq and is a predicted model, not a curated record. Gene Ontology annotation, biological process: cytoskeleton-dependent intracellular transport; regulation of microtubule cytoskeleton organization; microtubule cytoskeleton organization. NCBI's taxonomy places the organism in Eukaryota, Metazoa, Chordata, Chondrichthyes, Chimaeriformes, Callorhinchidae. Gene Ontology annotation, molecular function: calmodulin binding; microtubule binding. Gene Ontology annotation, cellular component: microtubule; Golgi-associated vesicle; cis-Golgi network.